Messenger RNA from Osmerus eperlanus (European smelt), 1288 nucleotides. It is a transcript of the gene pdx1, whose product is annotated as pancreatic and duodenal homeobox 1. The record is from RefSeq and is a predicted model, not a curated record. Gene Ontology annotation, molecular function: DNA-binding transcription factor activity, RNA polymerase II-specific; RNA polymerase II cis-regulatory region sequence-specific DNA binding. Gene Ontology annotation, biological process: type B pancreatic cell differentiation; regulation of transcription by RNA polymerase II. Gene Ontology annotation, cellular component: nucleus. NCBI's taxonomy places the organism in Eukaryota, Metazoa, Chordata, Actinopteri, Osmeriformes, Osmeridae. The transcript is spliced from 2 exons. Bases 16 to 795 code for a protein of 259 amino acids.
CGGCUCUUGGCAGUCAUGAAUCGAGAAGAGCAUUAUUACGCCUCAGCGCAGCUGUUCAAAGACCCUUGCGCCUUCCAGCGACCCCAGAGCGAGGACUACAAUCACAGUCCGCCGCCAUGUCUCUACAUGGGCAGACAGGCCCAGUCCAUCUACACUACGCCGACCAUAGGCGUUUUGGAGCAGGCGAGCAUUCCUGACAUUGGUCCUUACAGCAUGCCCAUGCGGGACGAUCCGGGCGUACCCCAGCUCCACCAUCCUCAGACGCCCCACCAGGCUCUUACUACGUCAAGCGCUUAUGGAGAGCCCGGGGAACUGGCUUUAUGUGGCGAUAGAAACCGAUACCACCUCCCUUUCCCUUGGAUGAAAACUACCAAGUCUCACGCACACACCUGGAAAGGACAAUGGCCAGGGCCUUAUAUGAUGGAGACCGAGGAGAACAAGCGCACACGGACAGCGUACACACGCGCCCAGCUGCUGGAGCUGGAGAAAGAGUUCCUCUUCAACAAGUACAUUUCCCGACCACGUAGGGUGGAGCUGGCUCUGACCCUGAGCCUCACCGAGCGACACAUAAAGAUCUGGUUUCAGAACAGAAGAAUGAAGUGGAAGAAGGAGGAGGACAAGAAGCGGGUGCGAGGGAUGGACCCUGACCAGGAUUCCUCCAUCACCUCCGGGGAUCUGAAGGACGAGGGCAGCCUCGGAGCCACCAUGGGAGCCUCCUACACCCCUGCUCCCAACACCUCUCCCUCCUCGCCCCUACACAGUCGCACUCUCCCAGGCUCCAGAGACCCAGCCUAGCUUCAGAAAAGAUUGCUGGGAGAGUGGCACUUAUUCUGUAAACUCAGACAGCAAAUGUACGGAACACCAUCAUCUACAGGGACAUAUUCUGGGAUUUUACCAUCCUAAAGUCUGAAUUCUUGACUCAAUCUUUUAUUUUUUUUAAUUUGUGCUGAGAUCUAGUGGACACCAAGAGACAAUUACAGGACAUUGGAAGCCACAGUGAAGCCACAUUGGGCCAUGACUGUUUCCUGCCACCUCACUUCAUUUCCAGAAGAGGGCAGCAUCAGAGUACUCCACUGAGGACCCCCUCAGGGUUUUACAGAUGGCAAAACAUGCAGUUAGAGCUACUGUUUUAAUAAACAAAAUGCACUUGUAUGAGAGUAUAAGACUUUAUUAACAUGCUCUGAAUUGUACAAUCAUGUUUAAUUUAUGUAGUGUAUAAAUAUUGGCAGUGCACAGAGCCAAUUGUGGCCUUUGUUAUGUUAAUCAACUGGGCCUCUGUUGUAGAGAA